Messenger RNA from Parus major (Great Tit), 6377 nucleotides. RefSeq names its product armadillo like helical domain containing 4 (gene ARMH4). The record is from RefSeq and is a predicted model, not a curated record. NCBI's taxonomy places the organism in Eukaryota, Metazoa, Chordata, Aves, Passeriformes, Paridae. The transcript is spliced from 8 exons. The coding region runs from base 113 to 2371 and encodes 752 amino acids.
CCCGCUCCGCUCCGCCCGUGCGGCCGCGGGGCUGGGGGAGCGCGGCGCCGAGGAACCGGGCGGCGGCGGCCACAGCCAGGUCUGUGGAUUUGUCAGCCUUGCAGGCUUCUGGAUGCAUCUUCCCUCAGCCAUGAGGAGAUCAAAAGGAUUUAAUAUCUGUGUGGUCACCUGCAGCAUCCUGCUCUUGUCCUGCAGCCUUCCAUGCCUUGCUCAGCCUCUGGAGGAGACUGGUGUGACAAAGGUCCAGCACGGCCCCUGGGCAGGGAAUGGGCUGGAAGAUGAAAGGACAGGCAUGGUGGACUUGAAAAACAAUCUGGGCCCUUCUGAUCAGGCAGCCUCUGAGGAGCCAUGUGCAGUGUCAGCACAGCCAUCUGGGACACCUGUGGAUGAAGCUUUCACUGCAGGAGGAGAAGCUCUCCCUGCCAGCCCGAGCCGUGUUGUCCCCAGCAGCCAGGCCCUGGGGGCUCACCCCUCUGCUGGGGCACUGCCUGCUGUGCCUGAGGAGGAGCUGGCUCCCACUGAGGCACAGCUGGACGAGGAUGAAGCACUGAGGGCCAUGCUGACCACAGCUGUGACCACACUGAGCCCUCCAGUCCAGGAGGAGUCUGGUGGCCCUGUUGGUGACACCACAACAGAGGGUGGUGUGGCAGUGGAGCCCAGCUCUGCUGGCCCCUCAGCAAACCCCCUUUCUGGGACCACUGUGGAGGAAGAGGAGGAAGGAGAGAGCAGCUCCCAGCCCACACUGAGCCCCAGCUCUCCCAGCUGGGAAGCAGCCAGUGGCCACCCUGUCAUCCCAACUCCCCAGGCUGCGGGUGUGACCUCUGAGCUGGAGAUGCUGAGACCCCGCACAGGGAGCCCUCUGAGAUCCCUGGCUCCACCAACAUCUGUGGCUGCCAGACAUCCCCUUGUGGCAACUGAGGCCUCCCUUCAGCCAGAAGCAGGGACGGGUGUCACACAACGAGAGCUGCCCCCCACGGCUGGCACUGUCACCAUUGCCCCUAUGGACACUGUGCCACCUGACUGGGAUGACACAAAACUGGGGGACAUCAGUCAAGGGGGAAGCAUGUCUCACCAGGAGGUGACAGAAGAGCUGGGGACAACAGAACCAUCCCAGACCACUCAGGAGGAUGUGGAGGAGGAGGAGGAGGAUGCCACAAGAGCAGUGCCCUCCCCAGUAUCCCCUCCACCAGCACCUGGGCUUGCCAAGGAGAGCAACUGCACAGUGCCAGUGCAAGGAGAGGAGCUGCCAGCAACUUCCACAGGCAGCAAUGAUGCCUUCCACACAGGGAACCUGUCAGAUGCAGACACAGCUGAUCUUGGCUCUCUGGAAAACAUAAGUGCAGUCACAGCAGAGGAGGAGAAAAGUGUCCCUCCAUCACAGCCAGAGGCUGCUGUGGUGACAGAUACCCAGCCUGAGCUCUCUCCUACUCUGGGGACUUCAUGGGAAGGUGUUACUCAGGAGAUGACAACAGCUGCCCAGGAGGCUGAUGCUGCUCUGUCAGCUGUGACAGAGGUGCCUGGUGCCACCCAGGGAGCAGGGGCUGCCAGCUUUCCUCAGGAGAACAGCGGGGAGGACACCCAGAUGCUGACGGCUCCCAGUGCCACCGAGGUGCUGGUGGCACCUGGUGCCUCCUCCACAGUGAACCCUGUGCAUGCAGAAGAUCUCACAGAUGGGAUCCUGGUCACCAGUGAGAAGGCUGUUCCAGCCACUGGUGGGAUGUCUUCUAGCCCAGCUGGACAGACAGAGGAGCCAUCCAGCAGAACUGUGGUCCUGGUGACUCCAGCAUCAGUGGGCUCCUCUGUCAGGAGAACAGCUCUUCCCUCUGUGCGGAGGAUCAGCACGGCCGUGACCUACGGGCUGGACCGCCUGGAGUCAGAAGAGGGUGAGGAAGAGGAAGAGGAUGAAGAGGAGGAGGAGGAAGAAGAAGAGGAGGAAGAGGAAGACGAGGAGGACAAAGACAUUGACCUGAUGGAUGAAAGCAUGGAGGGCGACACGGAGCUGCCAGGUUUCACACUUCCAGGAGAGACCUCCCAGGAGCCCCUGGCUGGCCUGGAAAACCCUGUGGCCCAGCUGGCUGGGGUAUCCUACCAGGUUCCUGACACCAUUGAGUGGGAGCAGCAGAACCAGGGUCUGGUGAGAAGCUGGAUGGAGAAGCUGAAAGAUAAGGCAGGAUACAUGUCGGGGAUGCUGGUUCCUGUGGGAGUUGGAAUAGCUGGAGCCCUGUUCAUCCUGGGAGCGCUCUACAGCAUUAAGAUUAUGAAUCGCCGGAGGAGAAACGGCUCAAAGAGACAUAAAAGGAAGCAGAGGGAAUUUAACAGCAUGCAGGACCGAGUCAUGCUCUUGGCCGACAGCUCCGAAGACGAAUUUUGAGUGGAACUGCAGUGUCCUUGGGAGAGCCGGUGACUUUUCAGAGGAGGGAGGGAGGAAAGGGAGAGAGGAGGAGGCGAAGAACGAGUGAUUUUUGUGCUGCAGCGCUGCUCCCUCGGCUGCCCCGGGCAGGGGUGGUGUCCCCAGCCGAAUGACAAUGACAAUGCUAUGCUCUACGUGUGCCACCCGUGAUGUUUGUUUUGAUACAGUAGUGGAGAUCUCACACUCGCCCCCGGCGCCUCAUUCAGAGCCACAGCUGGAGCUGAUCCACGUGGAUGAUUAUUUUCCUCUUGCCCUGGUGUACUGUUUUGGUCCUGGCUGGCAGUAAUCUAAUCAUAACAAUUGCUCUCACCCAUCCCAGGAAUGGAAAUCUUUACUGUGAAUGACUUCUGUCCAAUUCAUUUUAAAUGUUACAUUACCUGAGCUAGAGUUCAUUAGUGCUAAGAUUAGCUGCUCUGCUUAAUUAAUGAGUUGUAAGCCUGAACUGUAUCCCUGGCUGCCCGAGAAGUGCCCGUGCUCAGGGCUCUUGAUACAGUUUGAAGCACAUUUCUGCCCUUGGGUGCCCCCACUGUCACCCCUUUCUUCCUUCAGCUCUGCUCCACGCUGCUUGGAGAUGCAGGAAUGGCCUCAGCACCUGAUUCCACCAUGAAAUUCCUUGUCCAUGUCCAACCAGCACUGUCUGUUACAGCACAAUAAAUACCAGCACUCACCUACUGACGGGUGGUCUUGCCUGGAUCUCUUGGCUUUUGUGUGCGAGGAGGUGAGAGAAGAGGCAGGUCAGAGACUUCCCCAGCCUCUGCCUCCUGUUGGAAGGACACUAGCUCCAGGUUCAUCUCUUUCCAGGGCUGCAUUCCCAUAGGGAUGAGAGUGGAGCCUCUGUACCCCUUUACCCCACUGGAAAAUGCAUUUUCAGCCCCUGACAGCUGCGUGAACAGCAGCAGCUUUGGGGAGUCUGGAUGGGUCUUGUCUCACAGGAUGGUUUGGCUUGGAAGGGACUCUCAAGGGACCUGGUUCCAAUUCUGACACCUUCCACUAGACCAGGUUGCUCCAAGCCUCAUCCAGUCUGGCAAACAUCCAGGGAGCCACAGAUUCCCUGGACAACUGGUCUCCAGACCAUGGAACAGAGAAAGGCACUAAAGGCUGGGGAGCAGGUGACAGUCACUGUUGAGGGAUUUGUGGCUAAUAGUGGGAAAACAACAGGAGCUGAAGAGAUGUCAGCUAUGGGGGGUGAGAUGACCACACUGGGAACACUUGGCUGUAGGGAGAAAGGUGGAUUCAUGGCACAGAUGGAUGCAGGGGCUUGUGGAGGUGCCCUGUUAGCCCUGAGUACUGAGGGAGACGUGCUUGAGGUGUCACAGCCAUUGAGCAGGGGACAAUAAUGUCGCUUUGCCCAGAAAUACUGUCCAAAUAGCCAGGAAAAGGGCUGCACUAUUGAUCUCUGCUUCCCACUGGGGAAUUGCUUCAAUCUGACAUACAAAACAUCUGUGUUGCUGAGGUGGGAAUCGCUGUUCUGUGGAGAAUCAUCCUUCCUGCAAGGAACAGUGACUUGCCAGAGGAGAACUGAUCAGAAAAGUAAGGGCAGACCCCACAUCUGCUGAGAUUAAAUCCCAAAGCCUUGGGAGAAAUGGGAGGGAGGAGAGGUUGAGGAGGGGCAGGAGCAGGAUUUGUUCCUGUGAAGGAGGAAAGAGCUGUCAGAUGGUGAGCAAAUGUCCUGUGGAAGUAUCAGAGGAAUUGCAAGGCAGAGAGGACAGUCAGAAGACCCUCGUGAGGUGAGAUCUCCCUUGAGAGGGUCAGGGCCUGCUCUGGACAUUAAGUUAUCAGAUGUGAUGAUCUGAACAACCACUGCUCAUCAGAGCCCAGGCACUCUCCUGUGAGCCUGUGGCACCCACUGGGGCACCUGGACAAGAACAGGUGGGACAACCUGGUUUCAAAAUGCUGCUCUAAUGCUCAGUCUUCCAGUCCAGCAGCUGUGUGUGGAACCUCAGUCAUUCCUCCUGCUGGGUGCAUGGGGAGCAGGCUGUGGAGACAACAUUUUGGAGGGGUUCUUCCUACCCUAAUUCCUCCAGGAGAAGCUUCCCCAGACAGGGCUCCACAGUGCAUCUCUCCCUUCUUGUUCUUGAAACUUCAUCCAGGAGGAUUUUGCCUUGCUAAAAGCAGCCCCACAUCUUUAACAGGCACUGACUGGCAAUACACCAUUAAAUCCAAAAUUAAGGCCUCUUUCUCACACAGUAAGUGGUCACUCCAAGUUAAGAUGAACUUUUCCCUCCAGGAUCUCUCCCCUUUUCCUUCUCAUUCCUAAGUGUUGGGGCUUGGAGGAGCUUGGGAGGUGUUAACAGUUCAGGGGAUCAUUCCUGGCUGUCUUGCACUAUUGGGAAAUAUUGUCCCUUGGGCUCUCUGAUAAUUUAUUCCUGGUAAGACACGGUGGGGAUUGCAAAGUGGAUAUCUGAUAAAAUAUCUGAUAAAACACAGAGCUGCUGGGUCAGUCAGGAGGAGGAGGAGGGAUGGCUGAGGAAAGCUGCUGGUUUAAGUAGCCCAGCUCUGGCAGCUCAGGAGGAUCCUUAAGGAUGGGUUGUCAGUUUGAUGGAUUGGGAAGGCAGGUGGGGAGGUGCUGUGGCCUUUUGUUGUGCUAAUAAAUCCCCUGUUUGGGAAACACCCCUUUCUGCAGGGGCAGUCAGCUUCCCUGCCUCUCUUCUCCCUCUCCAGCAUAAUGAACUUGAGGAAUUAAAGGCAACACUGCCAGUCAGGAUGAUGAAAGUGGGGUUUUACUGCAUUCGUGGGGGGCCCUGGUGUCCUCAGAACCAGAGUUCCCUCAGAGAGAACAUGGCAGGGGUGGCUUGGAUGCUGAAAGUCGACAAGGAAGGGAGGCCCAGUUGCAUGCACAGUUCAGUGUGAGCUCUCUGGUCUCCUUUGGAGACAGGUUUAAGAGUUAGAUGGGUUUCCCAAAGGUUUUUCUUGUGCUCUCUCUGCACUGCCAGGCCUGACUCUGACUCUAAAAUCCUUCACCCAAGGAUGGGACCUGACCACUGCUGCCAGCUUCCUGAGCUGCCCAGCAGUGCAGAGAUGCCAACUGAUGGCCAUUUGGAGGGGAGGUUUCUGUGGAAUAGCUGGUUUUGGUCAGCCCUGGAGGCUCCCCAUGCCUUCAGCUUAACCUGGAAGCAAGGUGGACAAUCAGAACCAGCCUUGGCUCGAGGGAAGCUUGUUGGGAGGCUUUAGAGCUCAGGUUUCCUGCAGUGCCCUUGGCAUCAGUGCAGUGUCUGCAGGUCCUUAAAGCACGAGCACCACUCAGCCCCUUCCCUUCUCAUUCCAGGCCAAUAGACUUCAGAUUGAGCUCUUAAAAAUAUUCUCUGCACAGCUCCUGGAGUUUGGUUCAUUCCCUUGAAAAGUUCAGUUGGCAGCAGGGAGGGGGCAGGGGUUCAGGUGGGACCUGGAGCUCCAGUGGCCUAACACUGCUGAUUUAAUCUUUCCCUCUGCCUUGCCAAGCCAGCAGAUUCUUUUGGAAGAGGCAGGGCAAGGAAAGCAGCCAAGAAGGGCCCUUCUCAUCCUCUGUGCUGGGUGAACUGCAAGUCCCUGAGUGCUGAGCGUGGUGACAUUGGCAUGUCAAUGUCACUGCAGCAAUAACAACCCCUGGACUCCACACAGGACGAGCCACUCACCUCCCUUUUGCAUUUUCCUGCUAGCACAAGGCAGAAUUUCAUUGUAGGCACUGCACAACAGCUUUGGCAUCUCCAGCCCCACUUCUGACAGAAGCCUGGCAGCUCUUGCCCCGAUGGAAUGCACCUGCACCACACAGCUGCUGAUUCCUAAAGGUGUCUCUGAGGCCAGAUGUUCACCCUGCUGAGGCUUCUCUGGACUGCACUGCUUCCACAGAGUGCUGUGAGCAGUCCUCGUGCUUCCUUGUGGUUUUCUAUUUUGGACAGGAACAACUCCUCAUCCUGUAACUAUGGAAUGUAGCACUUUGUUAAAUGAAAACAUUGGGAAAUAAAAAGCUGUCCAUCAUAGCUGACUUUAA